GGCAUUACGCUGCCCUCCUUUGUGCAUCGCCUAUUAGCUGUGUGCGGAUCGCGGGAGAGGGAUGCAGCCAUAGAGGGUCGCGGUCACUUCUCUCCGGGGUCCUGGCCAGGAGGAUGCAGCAUCACCCGGACGCCCAACACCCAGAGCAGAAGCAGCAAGCGCCCUACUGAGCCUCCUGCACGCCCGGCGGGUGUAUCUGCGCCCUCUCCAAGGUGCUGAAAGCCAUCCAUGCCUCAUAGCGGGGUCUGCAGCCCGGGAAUGUAGGAGGAGGGGUGCAGCCAUCAGCCAGCCCUGUGUAGUAAGACCCCCACUGGAAGGCUCUGCAUCCAUCAUGGCCAGCUGGAGGAACACCCUGCCCGGGGCUCUGUCCCUGCUGCUGCCGCUGCUACUGGUUGACGUCUGCUCGCCGGUGUGUGUUGAGGUUCCGUCUAGGACAGAGGCUGUACAAGGACACAACAUGACAUUACUGUGCAUCUCAUGCAUGCAGAGGGAGGAAGUCUUCGCCAUCACAAGUGUUAAGUGGUUCUAUCAACCAGACAACGGAAACAGGUCACUUAUCUACGAGUUCAUCGAGGGAAAACACCGUGAACCUAAAAGCCCAUUCAAAGGUCGCCUGCUGUGGAGUGGGAGCAAAGACCUGCAGGACGUGUCCCUCAUAUUGCACAAUGUCACAACCGCCGACUCCGGACGAUUUCUCUGCACCGUUAACCGCACGCUCCACUUCGAGGCUCACCAACACUAUACUCAGAGCAACAUAGAGAUCGAUCUCAUUGUCACUGAAAUAGAGAAUGAAGAUUUUACGUCUGUCCUCUCGGAAAUCAUGAUGUAUAUUCUGCUGGCGUUCCUCACCUUAUGGCUUCUGAUAGAAGUCAUUUAUUGCUACAGGAAGAUCUCCAAGGCUGAAGAAGUUGCCCAGGAGAGUGUCACUGAUUACCUGGCGAUACCGUCAGAGAACAAGGAGAACUGUUCCGUACCAGUGGAGGAGUAAGAGAGCCGGCAGUCAUGAACACAGAGGUGGCCAAAAUCCAUCUCCUAACACCGGAACAGCAGCUGUCCUCUUAGAUCCCGGUCUUUCUCCUGUGACGUCCCCUGUAUAAUACCCCCAUGUACACCCUAGAUCUCUAGAACGUCUCAUCCCUGUAUCUCAUGUUGGAGGAGAAGCACAACGAAGACCAGAACUUGGAGUCGCUCAUAGCUGAGGCAGCAAAAUGGAGAAGAGAUGAGUGGCCACGUCAAUGUAUAGCGUUUCCCACCUGGCCGUGGGUAUGAACUCCUUACAGACAUUUGGAUGCGGCGUAUUAACCAGGCUGCCGAGGCUUUGUGUGCCGAGCUACAAUCCCCCCCGUGUCACAAUGUCCCUAAUCGCACCGAUUGUGGAGUGGACACGUAUCUGGUCAGGUGAAGGUGUCUUGUAUCUGCUUGCAGAACCCUUCCACAUUUCCGGUACACGCCACUUUCCCUAUAUUGUGAGUCUCUGGUGACGCGCUGUGAUAUCCUGGCAGACGCUCUAUCCGCUUUAUAACAUUCGCCACUUUAUUUCCCGCACUCGCAGAGUUUGAAAGUAGCGCAGCGCCCUGCACCAGGUAUAUAAUCUUCCCUUUCUAGUUAUAAAGUAACACGUAUCCUCAGAUCUGAUAUCGGGGGGAACGGACGCGACUGUUACAUUGGAAGGACAGGAGAUCACAGCGUUUGGGGGGCGAUGUCUUCCUGACCCUAGCCGUUACCUGCCUGAGCCUCUUUCUAAAGAGAAAUAAAAAUGUGGCUUUGCUUUUUCUUUUGAGAUCAGAAUAAAAUGUGUGAAUGCA
Messenger RNA from Pseudophryne corroboree (corroboree frog), 1805 nucleotides. It is a transcript of the gene SCN3B, whose product is annotated as sodium voltage-gated channel beta subunit 3. Gene Ontology annotation, biological process: ventricular cardiac muscle cell action potential; regulation of heart rate by cardiac conduction; sodium ion transport. The coding region runs from base 332 to 988 and encodes 218 amino acids. Gene Ontology annotation, molecular function: transmembrane transporter binding; sodium channel inhibitor activity. NCBI's taxonomy places the organism in Eukaryota, Metazoa, Chordata, Amphibia, Anura, Myobatrachidae. Gene Ontology annotation, cellular component: voltage-gated sodium channel complex. The record is from RefSeq and is a predicted model, not a curated record. The transcript has 6 exons.